AUAGAUAGAUAGAUAGAUGAUAGAGGUACAAUAGAUAGAUAGACAGACAGACAGAUAGAUAGAUAGAUAGAGAGAUAGACAGAGAUGGACGGACGGACAGACAGACAGAUAGAUGAUAGAAAAGAGUGAGAGACAGAUAGAUAGAUAGAUGGAUAGAUAGAUAGAUGAUAGAGGUACAAUAGAUAGAUAGAUAGAUAGACAGAUAGACAGACAGAUAGAUAGAUAGAUAAAUGAUAGAGGUACAGUAGAUGAUAGAUAGAUAGAUAGAUGGAUGGAUAGAUGAUAGAGGUACAAUAGAUAGAUAGAUAGAUGAAUGAUAGAUAGAUAGAUAGAUAGAUGGAUAGAUGAUAGAGGUACAAUAGAUAGAUAGAUAGAUAGAUAGAGGUACAGUAGAUGACAGAUAGAUAGAUAGAUAGAUAGAUAGAUAGAUAGAUGAUAGAGGUACAAUAGAUAGAUAGAUAGAUAGAUAGAGGUACAGUAGAUGACAGAUAGAUAGAUAGAUAGAUAGAUAGAUAGAUAGAUAGAUGAUAGAGGUACAAUAGAUAGAUAGAUAGAUAGAUAGAAUAGAAAGUGUCAGACAUAUAUUUUUCAUCUUCUUUUAAACAUAAAUCUUUAUAAAGGUAACAUUUUAUUUCUAAUUUUCUAACAGUUUUUUUUUUUUUUUUUUUUUUGUGCAAGGAUGCACUGUGACAUCAUUAGUAUAUUAUUAACCAUAAUGUUCAUUAAGGUCAGACAUGCAAGCAAUUAGUCCAUAUGGUGAAGUCUCAUCCAUGUGCUAUUAUCUCUGAAUGCCAAAUGACUGAAUCAUAUUCACCAGACUUUCUUAUCGCACGACUAUAUGAAUAAGACCACACAGGCUUCUGGUGAUAUGAUUAUAGGCCAGUUUCACCCAUUAAAAUGGGAUUCUAUAUAACUUCACACACACACAUACAGACACAACAAUCAGUUAAUUUCUCGCUUACACAUCCUCGUCUUAUCAAUGUUUGAAAUGUCACCGGGGCACCUCCUGUCGUGAGAGGUCAGUUAAUCCAGGCUGCACUCUGUUUGCUUUUCUCCCCUGCAGUGCCACAGACUGUAACUCUUAGUUGUGUAUUAAGAAAAAGUAUGUGAACCCUUUGGAAAUACCUGCAUUUUUGUAUAUAUUUGUUUUAAAAUCUGGUUUGAUCUUCAUCUAAGUUACAAUAAUGAACAAACACAAUCUGUUUUAACUAAUAACACUCAAAUUAUUGUAUUAUUCUUUUACAUACUGAAUACAUCAUUCAAACAAAGUUCAGUAAAAAGUUAUCUCGAAGAGAUUAGAUAUUCAUCUGUCCACAGUUAGACAAACUGUCUAUAAAUGGAGAUGAUUUAGUACUAUGGGUACUCUCACUAGAAGUGGCCGUCCAGCCAAGAUGACUCAAAGGACACACCGCAGAAUGCUCAAUGAGGUAAAAAAGAACCCUAGAGUGACAGAUAAAGACUUGAAGGAAUCACUGGAACUGGUUAACAUCUCUGUUCAUGAGUCUACUAUACAGAAAACAUUAAACAGAUAUGGUGUCCAUGGCAGGACAACACGAAGGAAGCCGCUGCUUUCCAAUAAAAACCAAGCUGCCAAGCAAAGCCAUUGCUUCAGCUAAUUACAAAGGGUUCACAUACUUUUUCUUGCCACUGUAUGUAUGUGUUACCAUGAACUUUUGGAUGUUGAUAAGAGGUUAGACACUAAACUGACUGAGGUCAGUAUAUCGGUUGAUUUACUGUCAUCUAUUGUCCAGAUGAAAUGCAAUGUUUAGAAGAACUACAGUGCACUAAACACUAAAGAAAGGCACUUCUAUGGAAUUACCGUGUUGUUGUUGUUUUUGUACCAUGGUAAUAUCCUUUUUUUUUUUUUUUAGACUUGUUCCAUCUUAAGAUAUGCCACUAGAUUCCAUCUAUUCUACUUAUUUUGCACUUUUAACCUACCAUUGUGUGUGAAAGUGUGUGAGAGUGUGUGAGUGUGUGUGUGUGUGAGUGUGUGUGUGAGUGUGUGUGAAAGUGUGUGUGUGUGUGUGUGUGUAUGUGUGUGUGUGUGUGUAUGUGUGAGUGUGUGUGUGUGUGAGUGUGUGUGUGUGUGUGUGUGUGUGUGUGUGAGUGUGUGUGUGUGUGUGUGUGUGUGUGUGUGAGUGUGUGUGUGUGUGAGUGUGUGUGUGAGUGUGUGUGAAAGUGUGUGUGUGUGUGUGUGUAUGUGUGUGUGUGUGUGUAUGUGUGAGUGUGUGAGAGUGUGUGUGAGUGUGUGUGUGUGAAAGUGUGUGUGUGUGUGAGUGUGUGUGUGUGUGUGUGUGUGUGUGUGUGUGUGUGUGAAAGUGUUUGUGUGUGUGUGAGAGUGUGUGAGUGUGAGUGUGUGUGAGUGUGUGUGUGUGUGUGUGUGUGAGUGUGUGUGUGUGUGAAAGUGUGUGUGUGUGAGUGUGUGUGUGUGUGAGUGUGUGUGUGAGUGUGUGUGAAAGUGUGUGUGUGUGUGUGUGUGUGUGUAUGUGUGUGUGUGUGUGUAUGUGUGAGUGUGUGAGAGUGUGUGUGAGUGUGUGUGUGUGAAAGUGUGUGUGUGUGUGAGUGUGUGUGUGUGUGUGUGUGUGUGUGUGUGUGUGAAAGUGUUUGUGUGUGUGUGAGAGUGUGUGAGUGUGAGUGUGUGUGAGUGUGUGUGUGUGUGUGUGUGAGUGUGUGUGAGUUGCAAAUUUACCAUUCAUUCCCUCAUACUGUGCGAUUAGACUGUGUGUAAGGCAACAGAAAGGUCAGGUGUGAUGAGAUUAGGUUGCUGCAUUUGACAUCACCUCCACAGAAGUGCACAGGUUAUUUACAGAAGUGUUGGGCCGAGUCUUUGUCUUCCUAAAGGUCUCUGCCCCAAUAUCACAGUCUAUCUGAAUGACACGCAAACAGCUUAGGUCAGAGAGAGGGUCUCUAGCCCCUAUAAAAGAUACACCGGGCCAGCAGAGAAGAUGUGUGACCACCUUCCAAUCCAAGAGAGAAAACAAGAAGAUUUUGCACUACACCUUCAUCACCUGUUCUCAUUCUUUGGUUUCUGGGCAAACUUACAUCCCACUCUUUAGUUGUCAUCAUGUAUAAAGCUGCAUUUCUCACUCUCACCCUGCUGCUGGCGCUCGUGGGCAGCGCCCAGGCUACAGAGGGUCACCCCAUCUACGGAGUGAAGCUGUGCGGCAGAGAAUUCAUUCGAGCGGUCAUCUUCACCUGUGGAGGCUCUCGCUGGAGGAGAUCUCUGGAUGUGUCAGGUGACCUGUCCAGUGAUUUGCUCUCUGCUCAUGAUGAUGAAGCCUCUGACAGCUGGAGCACCAACCCCAUCACUGCACUCUCAUACAGACCCCGUCCUCAGUCAGAGGCCCCCGGCUGGGCAAGAGAGGGCCAGGAGGGCCCCGUGUUCAGCCGCCCCGCCCGCUCACUCAUCUCAGAGGAAGUGCUGGAGGCCUUGCGCACAUCAGACAGGAAGGGGCGGGACGUGGUGGUUGGUCUGUCCAACGCCUGCUGUAAAUGGGGUUGCAGUAAAAGUGAGAUCAGCUCGUUAUGUUAAAGGACUAUUUGUUCAAAUAUCUACAUCCUUCCUUCUACCUCUUUUUCAACCUUCUCAUAAGUGAAGAAUGAAGGUGUAGAGGUCAUAAGGGUGUGGAUGGUUGUUCUUAGUAUGAAAUAUUGAAAAUAUACUUGUUAAAACUGAUUGCCUUGUGUCAAAUAUGAAGGAAUAGCAGAAUUUUGCCAAAGUGAAGUGCCUGUCUGUGUUUCUGUCAGUCACUAUGUUCAAAAUAAUCUCACCAUGUCUACCCUUGUGAUGUUCUUGUGUGGUCACUGAUGUAGUAACAGCAAUCUGGAAUAAAUUUUGUUUGCGAUAGACUUCAGCGUAAUGUUGU
Myxocyprinus asiaticus (Chinese sucker) is the source of this 3866-nucleotide messenger RNA. RefSeq names its product relaxin-3-like. Lineage: Eukaryota; Metazoa; Chordata; Actinopteri; Cypriniformes; Catostomidae. Gene Ontology annotation, cellular component: extracellular region. The transcript is spliced from 3 exons. Gene Ontology annotation, molecular function: hormone activity. The record is from RefSeq and is a predicted model, not a curated record. Bases 3065 to 3532 code for a protein of 155 amino acids.